GCUGGUAGUGCAGUAUGAUCUAUUUUACAAGUCACUUCUAAACAGUUGCUGGUUGGGUGAAGAUCGUUCUAAUAAAAUGUUUCGUUUGUGCAUUAUACUCACAGCAGUGCUGCUACCGAUCGCAGUGCUGGGUGCUCCAACUGUGCACUUACAGGACUACGCAAGAGAGACUUCUACCGCAGACGACUACAAUGCCGCUCAGCCUGACAGCGAAUCGUCUCAAUCCAAUGUCAAACCACAAGUUGUGGAGCCCACCUGGAUCACGGUAACGAUGCCUCCGACGAGCUAUACACCGACCGGGACCGAUCCAAAGCCGCAUACAAUGCAACCGUACACUAGCUACGUAGUUGUACCACCUGUCCAACAACCGAUGGCAGGAUCGUGGCCAUCGUACUAUCCCAACAUGCCAGUACUACCGUAUGGGUAUCCGUAUCCGCAUCCGUAUCCGUAUCCGCAACCGUAUUCCCACAACCAUUUGUGCAAUCAGCAAACGAGCCCGUACCGUGUGAUAUAAAGCUGAAUCGAAUCCCAAAACAA
Messenger RNA from Anopheles funestus (African malaria mosquito), 537 nucleotides. RefSeq lists its product as uncharacterized. The coding region runs from base 77 to 514 and encodes 145 amino acids. NCBI's taxonomy places the organism in Eukaryota, Metazoa, Arthropoda, Insecta, Diptera, Culicidae. The transcript has 2 exons. The record is from RefSeq and is a predicted model, not a curated record.